AUGACCGAAAUAUCAGACUCUGAGCUUCAUAGUUCAAAUGACAACCAGAUUGGGGACACUUCUGAUCAUGAGUACUUUGAUGAUUUUAAUAUCUUUGACAGUGACCAAGAAGAAGAAGACUACGGCGCCUUUCAAGACUUCGAUGAUUUCUCCGACAACCAAGACAGCAAUCAGGAUUUCGCUCCUUCCCCCUCAAGAGAAACAAAUAUUGAAGGGCUGACAAUGAGUAUUUCCGAUGUUGAGCUCUCAGAAGACAGACCAUCUCUCGUGUUCUUUGAAAAAUUCAACCAGUUUCCCGAAGAAAUUCAAAUGAGCAUUUGGCACUUUAGUGCUCUACAAGUCAGGCGUACCAUCGUCAUGGCAUUGCGGGAAAAGACUUUCCAGUUUGAAAAUUAUCCUUCUACACCAGCUUUUAUGCAGGUAUGUCAGCAAGCACGAAAAUAUGGCAGGGAAUACUUCUAUGCUGUUGACGCGAAGGGAGUCCCGCAUGAUGUCACCGACCCCCAACAGGUUGACGAGUCUUAUUUCUAUGUCAACCCCAUCAGCGACGACUUUAUCUUGAAAUUCGGAGAUGAGACGUUUUGUCCUUCGCCGACGUACUGUCCCAUACAGUUUAGUCCGGAGUAUAUGCGAAAGGAAUUGAGAGCUCAGGAAAAAGAACUUUAUAAACUCGAAGAAGAAGAGGAAGACGCUCGUCUUGAGGCGGACAUAGGCCAUAUAAGAUUACAUGUUCCUGCCGUAACCACAAUAAGUUGGGGCUCGUUGUUUCAACCCAUUCCCGCUACACCUGCAAGCGUAGCAAGACCCGCUCCCCAUCGUCCCGGCGAGCCAAUUUUCCCUCCUGCGUCAAUACUUCCUCACUUCUUCGACAAGAUUCGAUCGGUUGGGAUCAACCUCUCACUUGAUUGCCCAGGAGUUGUCGGGUUUGAAGCCAUGAGCGCUGAGCAACUCCAACAAUGGACCGAAGAUCAAGUUACUUGCAAAUUCAACAUGGUGUUCAAGAAAAUCAUGGAUCGUCUUCCUCAUCUCGAACAUGUAUUUGUGGUAGUGAGAGCAUACGGGCGAAGUAAUCGGUGUGAAUCAGAACGGGGUUUCCCGCGUGAGCUGGAGAAGAAGAAAUGGACGAGUGUGGGCAUGGAAAAGGGAACGGCGAGACGGAUGGGAUAUAGAGAGUUUAAACAGUUUGAGAAUCAGGCAAAGGUUUGGUUAAUGCAUGAGAGGAUUGAUAGGGGAAUGCAGUUGAAUAGAAUCGACUUUGGGUUAUAUGUUCAGACAAAUAUUUUGUGGGAGAUUUAG
Botrytis deweyae is the source of this 1296-nucleotide messenger RNA. RefSeq lists its product as uncharacterized. The record is from RefSeq and is a predicted model, not a curated record. Bases 1 to 1296 code for a protein of 431 amino acids. The transcript has 2 exons. NCBI's taxonomy places the organism in Eukaryota, Fungi, Ascomycota, Leotiomycetes, Helotiales, Sclerotiniaceae.